AUGUGGGUUACGGCAGUUUUGGAAACUGUUGCUAGAGUUAAGCCCAAGAAAAAUGAGACGAAGGAAAAGUCAUUUCAACUUCAUGAUGUUUUCAACUUGGAUAAUGAGAAUCGGGGUGUAGAUAUGCCAACAUUGAUAGAUCGGAAGGACAAUGUCUUUAUUAUGUCCAAUGCCAAGUCGAAAUUUCCUGUGCUACAGUUAGACUUAAGAUUGAUAUCAGAUCUUGUGGUUGUCAUUGUCUCUGCAACUUGUGGCGGCAUUGCUUUUGCUUGUGCUGGACAACCGGUUAUUACUGGAUAUCUGCUUGCUGGAUCAAUAAUUGGGCCAGGGGGCUUGAAUUUAGUCAGUGAAAUGGUGCAGGUUGAAACAGUAGCUCAGUUUGGUGUUAUUUUUCUUCUUUUUGCAUUGGGCCUGGAGUUCUCCACAACUAAGCUUCGUGUUGUCCGAGCAGUUGCUGUUUUAGGAGGCCUGCUCCAGAUACUUCUGUUUAUGUGUUUGUGUGGGAUAACAGCCUUGUUAUGUGGUGGUGAAGCAUCUGAGGGGGUUUUUGUUGGUGCACUCCUGUCAAUGUCUUCAACAGCGGUCUUGAAAUUUCUGAUGGAAAGAAAUAGUAGUAGUACCCUUCAUGGACAGGUCACUAUUGGUACCCUCAUUCUACAGGAUUGUGCAGUGGGUUUGCUGUUUGCACUGCUUCCAAUUUUGGGUGGUACUUCUGGUGUUCUUCAGGGAAUGGUGUCCAUGACAAAAUCGUUGGUGAUUUUGAUAACAUUCUUGGCCAUUUUGUCAAUAUUAUCCCGUACUUGUGUUCCCUGGUUUCUUAAGCUGAUGAUAAGCCUAUCAUCUCAGACUAAUGAGCUAUAUCAAUUGGCAUCAGUGGCUUUCUGCUUGCUAGUUGCUUGGUGCAGUGAUAAGCUGGGUCUAAGCCUUGAGCUGGGUUCCUUUGCUGCUGGAGUGAUGAUAUCCACAACUAGUCUUGCACAUCAUACACUUGAACAA
Ilex paraguariensis (yerba mate) is the source of this 996-nucleotide messenger RNA. NCBI's taxonomy places the organism in Eukaryota, Viridiplantae, Streptophyta, Magnoliopsida, Aquifoliales, Aquifoliaceae. The record is from the annotation of a GenBank genome assembly.